Messenger RNA from Pocillopora meandrina, 398 nucleotides. The record is from the annotation of a GenBank genome assembly. Lineage: Eukaryota; Metazoa; Cnidaria; Anthozoa; Scleractinia; Pocilloporidae.
AUGAAUAUCAUCAAACAAAGAAGAUCUCAUGAGACUGUUGUGCGUCAUGUUCAAGAGAAGGUAAGUACGGCAUUGAAGGCAGUUUUUGUCAUGAUAAAAGAGGAAAUUCCUGACAGGAAAUCAGAUUCAGUGAUUGAUUUGAAGGUUAGUUUUAAGUUUAUUGAUUUCCUUUAAGAGACAGGUCGUCUCUUCUCGUAAUUGUUUUCUUGUUGGUUAUUUAUUAUUUAUGUGUGGCGUUGAUUCUUAAUUCACAGAUUUCCAAUGGUUGCUCAGAUCUGAAGAAAAGAGAUGGGAUUUAUAGACAUGAAUCCACUGCCACUGAGUUACAAAACUGUAUUUCUGAAGCGUGUGAGGAGGAUACUCUAAAGAGAAUUAAAGACAGUCCUUUGUCUGCCUGA